UUUACCAGAGAUUCGAGGGAAAGUAAGAAGAGAUGGCGAAGCGUUUGGGAAUGAGUCGGGACACCGGCAGAGGCAGGAAAGGGUGGUCGUUGACCGCCGCCGUCGAUAACAUCUUCGAAUUUUUCCGAUUGGCAGAGUUCGAGAUCCUUUUUUUCCUCUUCCUCAUCAUCGCUUUCCUCAUCUUCAAAGAUCUCACAUCACGGCCUGAAUACAACCAGCUGCUCGUAAAGAAGCCCGGCGGUGUGGACCUAUGGCCGUACUAGGACUCAGAUAAAAGUGGAAAGUGGGUAAAUCUGCUGCAUAACUGCAUUCCUAAUGGUUACUUAGAUGUUUAAGGCUUGGUUUGAUACCUGAAACAGGGGUAGCUUUGUUUUCUGUUUGGAUACUUUGGUGUGGAUGAGUUCAAUUUAUUGAAUUCCUAGGAGCCCCUCCUGGCUUGAAACUUGAUUGGGAA
Messenger RNA from Hibiscus syriacus, 454 nucleotides. RefSeq lists its product as uncharacterized. The transcript is spliced from 2 exons. The record is from RefSeq and is a predicted model, not a curated record. The coding region runs from base 33 to 263 and encodes 76 amino acids. Lineage: Eukaryota; Viridiplantae; Streptophyta; Magnoliopsida; Malvales; Malvaceae.